Messenger RNA from Trichoderma gamsii, 804 nucleotides. RefSeq names its product ubiquitin-conjugating enzyme E2 J2. The transcript has 3 exons. NCBI's taxonomy places the organism in Eukaryota, Fungi, Ascomycota, Sordariomycetes, Hypocreales, Hypocreaceae. The record is from RefSeq and is a predicted model, not a curated record. The coding region runs from base 1 to 804 and encodes 267 amino acids.
AUGGCCAGCAAAGCUGCCCAAAAACGGUUAACGCGAGAGUACAAGACCAUUUCCGAGAACCCUCCUCCUUAUAUCACCGCCCAUCCUUCCGAAGCCAAUAUUCUCGAAUGGCAUUAUAUAAUUACCGGCCCUGAAGACACUCCCUACCACGGGGGACAGUAUUGGGGAACACUCGUCUUCCCUCCGAACUACCCGUUUGCGCCUCCUGCGAUUCGCAUGCAUACCCCAUCGGGGCGAUUCCAGCCAUCGACCAGACUUUGCCUUUCCAUAUCCGAUUUCCACCCAAAAUCUUUCAAUCCAGCAUGGGAAGUCUCGACCAUCUUGAUCGGCCUUUUAUCGUUUAUGACUAGUGACGAGAUGACUACCGGUUCUGUCUCGACAUCCAGCGCCGAGCGAAAAUUCCUUGCUUCACGAUCGCGAUGGUGGAAUUCUACCGGCGGCGGCUCACAAGCGAAGGGAACUUACGCUACAAAGGGCAACGUCAAGGCUGGUGAUGGAGGCGCCAAGUUCCGCUCAGAGUGGCCAGAGGUGGACGCUGAGAACUGGGAGUGGAUGAGGAAAAACAAGAUAGACGCAGCCACUGGCGCAAAACCUGACGGUGACAAUGGUGCCUCUUGCGGACCACAGCUGGGAAUUGCCGGAUCUAGCGGUAACCAGGCCCAGGCUGUGGUAGAUGCUGUCGUCCAACAGCGGGACGCUGGGCGCGGCUGGCUCUUUCGGAACAAGUUGCUGGUUGCUGGUGCAGCGAUAUUCAUCUACGUACUCAUUGCGAGGCUGGUGAGUGGUAACGAAACCUUGGCAUAA